UGGGAUGUCAAUGCCCCCAAGCUGGUGAUCACAUACAUAAUUCUCUUGCUGGUUGCUGUGACCCUGGACAGGGUAGCAAAUAACACCGGGGUCGAGCUUGCACAAAGGCCGAUCGCUGCAAAGACUGUGGGCUAUCAUCUGUUAGGCAUAUAUGGCUCUAUGACUUUCUAUAGAAUCUUUUUGCAUCGUCUGUCUCGAUUUCCUGGUCCGUUUCUUGCCAGAUUGUCCAAUUUCUACGUCACUGCGUUAUCUGCCCGGAAGCUUCACCUUUACGAGGAGACGGAGAAACUGCACAAAAAAUAUGGAGAUUAUGUACGGCUAGGCCCCACGGAGUUAUCUAUUGCCGACCCAGAUGCAGUGAAGGCAUUAUACAGCCCCCAAGCAAAGGUCUCUAAGGGACCUUGGUACACAGUCUUGGAACCACGUGUCUCUCUUCAAAUGGUCAGAAACAAACAAGAGCAUGCACGUCGAAGGAAGGUCUGGGACCAAGGCUUCAGCUCUCGAGCUUUGCGUGAUUAUGCGCCUCGAGUAUCGCAUUACACAGAACUGCUCCUUCAAGUCAUCCAAAGCGAGCUCGGAAAUCCCAUGGAUAUUGCUCGGUGGUUCAACUACUAUAGUUUUGACGUGAUGGGUGAUUUAUCGUUUGGGAAAUCGUUCGACAUGCUCGUUGAUGGCAAGGACGCGUAUAUUUUAAAACAAUUGCACGCGGAUAUGAAAAAUAUUGGGUUAUUCAGUCAUCUGACUUGGUUAUUUCCAUUUUUCAAAAGGAUUCCAGUGCUGAACGCGGAUUAUUUGAAAUUUUGGAAUUGGGUGGAUGAGCGAGUUGAUGAAAGAAUCCAGAUAAAAGAGAGAAUUGCUGCUUAUAAGCGGGUGCAGAACUCUCCAGAUCGCCCUGAUGUCUUUUCCUGGAUUUUGAAGGAUUAUGAGCACCAUCCAAAGACAAAACAAAACACACUCGAUCUCCACGGUGAUGCGUACCUGAUCAUCGUAGCUGGCAGACUUUCCAACUCAAGUGACACCACAGCUGCGACCUUGACCAAUAUUUUCUUCCAUCUGGCUUCUGACCGGACGUUAUAUGAAAAACUUCAGGCUGAGCUGGAUGCUUUGCCAGAGUUAUCUUACGACAAUCUAAGAGGAGCUAAAUUACUCGAUGCAGUGGUUAACGAAACGCUUCGUCUACAUCCUGCGGUACCAUCAGGCACCCAGCGUAAGUCUCCGCCUGAAGGCAUGACUAUCGGCAACACGUACAUUCCAGGAGACGUUAUCGUGUGUGUACCAUUACACGCAUUAUUCAGAGAUGAGCGCGUCUUUGCACGCCCAAAUGAAUUUUUACCCGAGAGGUGGACUACCCAUCCAGAGCUUGUCAAAGACGCAUCCGCGUUUAUACCAUUCAACAGCGGACCAUACUCGUGCGUUGGAAAGCAACUUGCCCUGAUGGAGCUUCGCCGAGUGACUGCAGAGAUACUCAUUCGGUAUGAUGCCGCAUUUGAUACAAAUCAGACUGCGGCCGCAUUCUUGGAUGGCAAGAAAGAUACGUUCACGCUUGCCACGGCGCCGCUACAGCUCGUAUUCAAGGAGCGGAAAAUGCCUCAAGUCUGA
Molecule: messenger RNA, 1599 nt
Organism: Penicillium cinerascens
Lineage: Eukaryota; Fungi; Ascomycota; Eurotiomycetes; Eurotiales; Aspergillaceae
Product: cytochrome P450
Exons: 7
Molecular function (GO): iron ion binding; heme binding; oxidoreductase activity, acting on paired donors, with incorporation or reduction of molecular oxygen
Source: RefSeq, a predicted model, not a curated record